AAAAGUUGUUAAAUGAAAAUGUGAAUAACAAGUGUUUGAAGAUGGGCGGUCGCUGGAGAAUUAAUUACAUCCCACAUCUCCGGCUUUCUGCAAUCUAAACGCCCACGAAUUACUCUCAGUAAACGAUGGAAAUUAAUUCCACAGAGGACUUUGCAAGCAAGUGCUAAUACGUCGUUCUUAAAAAUGAGGUUCAACAAACAAGAAUUAUUGACUCUUGCUACCCAGCCUUCACAAAAAUUUGAAAAGGAAGGAAUUUUGUACGUUCGUGAACGACAGGAAGGAUUUUUUCGCAGAACUGAGAGUACAAGUAAAAAACUAGAGAGCAAAAGACAAAAAGGAAAAACACAUAAGACCCUACGAGACUUCAGUUGCGUUACAGCCAGCACAAGUAAAGUAAGUCUAGAACGGUGGUGCAGACUAAGGGGAAAUCUACUGUUUUAUUUCAAAACGAGAGAACAGUGGUCAGAACCGCUGGGUGUAAUUAUUCUUGAGCAUUGCUCUGUUCGAGUGGAACCAGCGACGAAUCUGAUUCCUUAUGGAUUUAGUAUAGUAUUCGACGGAGGUUUAUAUCAACAAUUAGGCGCCAACUCGUCGGAAGAUAGAGACAGUUGGUUGCAGGCACUUCAGUCAGCCAGUUACGAUCACAUGCGAAGUCAGUUAUCAUCUCUAAGACAGAGGAUCGAAGCUUGCAGUGGCCACAAGCACGACACUGACAUUCAGAUGUUGCGCCUGCAACGUGGAAUCGUUACAGGUUCAUCAAGCGUUUUUAAAUUGCGCUUUGUAGAUCCUGCCGAGAUUCCAAUCUGCGAAGUCUCUUUGGCCUGUGAUAACCUACUUUGCGAUGGACAUGGCAGACCUCCUAAUCCCGUUUUGGAAGUGGAUUUUCAAACAAGUCGAUCUAAAAUGUGGAUCAAAUAUGCCAGAACUGAAGUAGUUGAGAGAAGUAGUAAUCCAGGGUUUCUAACGACUGUGAGCUUUAGAGCGAGCGAUGGUUUGAAUAUGGAUAGCAGGGUCAGAAUAACUGCGUUUGAUGUGAGAGAAAGAGUCAGUCAGACAGCAACGCCGAUUGGAAGUGCAGUUAUGAUGUUGAGUGCCAUUCAAGACACACCAAGACUGAGAAUACCUUUAAAAUCCGCCAAAUCAACGACUGUUGGAUUUUUAACUGUAAAUGUAUGGAAUUUGGAAGCAGAAGAUAAAGGAAAUAGUACUGAAAGCACUCCUUCAAGGAACGUAUUAAGUAAUAGUAGUCAGGUAAUGUGCCAUAGAAGGUCGCAGUCUUUACCUCCUAGAUUAGGUACGAAAAUUAAACUCCCACAUCAGGGCCAGUUGAAACUUCUUUUUGCCAAUCCUCAUAUCCAAACGUACAGGUUUCAUUCGGGAUUAGGAGGAGAUAUUUGUGUGCACGAAAUAAUGGCAGAGAGUAAACUCUGCUUCCAAUUUCCACAGCAAUUGCUUGGAAUUUGGAUACAAGAGGAGAAGGAAUUGUUGCAAGAAGUUGCGGGAAUGGGUGAAUUAAGGGAACCCUGGCACACAAAACAAGUAGAACUUCUCGACCGCCAUUUACAUCUUUUACAUUUAUACUCCCAGGCUAAAGAGAACUUAACUGCUUUCAAAGGAAGUUAUUUUAAGCAAUCAUCAAGAAAAAACGACAGGUCUUUGGAAUUCGCUCCUCUGAAUUUACACCUUCAGAGAAUGUGGGUUCAUAAUGAUACUCUAAAUAAAUGUGGCUUUUAUGACACGAUGAGCGUCGGUGCUUUCACUGCUCAUUCUCACAAAAACAAGAAUGGUGGCCUCAUAAGAUUAGUACAAGCUUUAAAAGAAUCUCCAACCCGCUGUAGUCAAUUAUACCAGGGAACCUCAAAAAUAACAAUGGCUCACGAUGCGAUCCAAGCAAUCAAACAAUUGCGAAGAGACGUCGUAGACGCAAUGCGCUCUCUAAUGAAAUUAGCGAAAGAGAAGCAGACCAGCGGAAUGCUUCCAAUUUGCGAGGACAUGAUCUCGAAAACGCGAAUUCUCCUUAGUCUCUGGGACCCAGGUCUCGUCGAAGAGGCCCUGACAUUCCUCGACGAGCACAAAGUCGCCAAAGUCCAAGACGAUGUAAACAAUGACGAUCCCCUUUCUCUAGAUUUCAAGGCAAACCAAAAUCUUUCUCCUUUUCGAAGAAUCACCCAGCAACUCAAUUUCGACCUGCGAAGUCCCGACUUUGACGAUUUUGUCACUCCCGAUACUCCAGAGUGUGUGCAGGAUAUUUGGGCUCGAGAAACCGCAAAAAGUAAAUACGCAACUUUUUCUAUGAAUAGCGAAAUCAAUACGAAAAAGGAAGCAACCGCAAACGAGAAUUUCGUGAUAUUCCCGGAAGUCGAUGAUGAUCCGAAAGAAUCCGCAGCGGAAGAUUUGAAAAUGAAAGAGGACAGUAAGGAGGAGGAGGAGGAGGAGGAUAAUAAUAACGAAGAUGAUGAGAAAGGAGAUAUUGAUAAAAAUGAUAUUGAUCCAAGUAAGAGGUUCUUGGACACUCAGAAAAUGUGCAAUUCACCCUCGGCUAAUUAUUACAAGCCCACUGAUGAACCCGAACCCUGGGAUAUUACUCAGCUGAAUAUAGAAGCGAGUGUGAUGUGUUUGGUUUCGAAAGUUAAAUUUCUUUGUGGACGCUGUAGUAGUCCGGCUGUGAGACUUAGGAGUAAAAACGGGAUUGGCAGAGCACCGAGUAUCAAGGGAAGCUUGCCAAAUAAUCGAAAUAUUUCGGGGGUUGUUACAAUUCAGCCGAAGAAUGGAGUUAAGAGUGAGGAGACGAGUAAAUUGUUGGAUAGUACGAAUAGUUCAAGUCGGCAGCAGAAUAGUUCUGGGUCGGAUAUAUCGACUCCGGCAUUCGCCAAAGCCAAAGAAGCCAUUGAUGUGCAAGUAGCCUAUUUGUUAGGGACAAGUGAUAUUUAUUCUAAUAAGUCUUCCGAUAAAGUGUGCCAAGCUGUGGACUCGAUGACAAGAGUCAUAAAGAGCAAUUCUAGCCAGAGAAAUAAAUUCACGGAGGGUUUAGACUUUGCGAGUAUUGUGGAUUGGACCAGCGAACUGAGGCCGAGUAUGAAAAAGUUACGUCAGGCCAUGGACGGACUUUUAAAAACUGCCAGACUCACACAUUCAGUUUUUAGAGUUCAAGAAGAUGCUAAACUCGCACAAAGGGUGUGCAAUGUUAGAUAUAGAAGGGAUGUGUGCUUUAGUCAAGCGCUAACGGCGCUGGUUUCCGGGCUUAUGGCUAAACUUUGGUGCCAAAGGCCUGAUCCUAUGUUUUUGCUGAUUUUAACAACUCUUGGUCCUCUCGUUUCGUUUGAGGGAUUAUUGAGUUAUUAUGGAGAGGAAAUCGAUAUGUGGGGCGAUAUGGCAGUUGCAGUUGAAGACAUGCACACGGUUACGUUCACUUUUACGAGAUGCGGGAUUCAUCCUAGAAUGGACAGAAAACCGAAAACUUCAUCACAAUUACCAAUACCGCGAGUAGUUGGAUCUCGCACAGCACUGACAGUUUUACUUCCAGUUCCUGAUGCAAUAUAUUCUUUGCUUCCACUAGUUCCUUCUUCCCGCCAAAGUCUCUCUUUCAAUGUGACGCCAGUCUUUUUUAAUAUUGGUAUUAAUGAAAUGGCAUCCCUAGCAGAAAGUCUUGGAACUACAAAACCACAAGAAAAGAGUAACGUUGAUAAUUUUGAUAGACUCAACGAGUACUAUCUUCGUUUUAAGAAGCUGAGCUUGCCCACGGAGCCACCAUCUACUAGAAUGGGUACUCGUUCGCCCCUGAACCAAACACUGGCAGACAUGAUGGCAAAUUUGAAAACUUGCGUUCAGACAAAAGUGAACAAAAACGUGAAUGUUUUGCAACUGUCUUCCCAAAUUUGUCGCCGAAUGCGAGGCUUAAGAUUUACUAGCUGUAAAAGUGCCAAAGAUCGUACUGGAAUGUCGAUCACUUUAGAACAGGUCAAUAUUCUCGCGGCUGAAUAUCAUCUCGCAGAACACGAAUUUAUCAGGGCACUUGAGUGCAUGCGCAGUGAGGGAUGUCGAAGAGAAAACACCUGGAAGAAUAUUGGCGUAAGAAAAUACGCAUUCAACAGUCUACAGAUCCUCACUCUUCCGAAACUUUAUCGUCCUCCAACCGGAACUUACGGUUCGGCACAAACUUGAACGAAAAAAAUUGUUGCCUAUUUGUACAAAUUAGUAAUAUAUACCUUCCCAGAAAACAAAGUAGGUCGAAUUGACUUGGAAAGUAGCAGAUCAGUCUCAAGGUGCUAAAACUCUGUUAAUUGUCUAUUUUUCUUAACCAUCGAUUGUAGUUUGUUAAAACCUUUAAUGUAAAAAAAAUGUACAGUGCCAUUCUUUCAAAUCCGAAAGCGUUGAUUGCAGUUUUUUUCUGCAAUUGAAACGAAUUUUGUAGAAUUUAGAGAAAACUUUAUUUUUAGCUAUGUAAAUAUCAAUAUGUUGAAAGACUUGUAAAAUUAUUUUGGUCUCUUAUACGUAACUUCUAUUCUGUCUAUUAUUUAUUCAAGUUGCGCUUCUUUCUUUAAUGUUUAGUUUAAAUGCUCUCAUUAUUAAUUUAGGUAUUCUUAACCAAUUUUUACCGAUACUUUGGUUUAAAGGCCUUUAAACGGUUGGCUAGAAAAGUCGGGACCGAUAUUUUCAUCCAAUUUUUGCAGCAGCCUUAGAGCCAUGUUUUACUUACCCGAUUCCUACCUUACCGACAUUUGUUCUGCAACAAGUCAAAAAAUUACCUCCCCUCAAAUUGAAAUAUCAAUUUCAAAGUUUGGGAAAUUAAAUAAAAGACACUAAGUAACGUUUGUAUGGUUCUCAAUUCCCCGAAACAGAAAGAAAAGGUAUAGCAAAAUUUUCCAGAAUGUAAUUUGUGUAGUUCUAGAAGUUUAGUUUGCGAAAAAAAUGUCGGUAACGUAGAAAUCGGAUAAGUAUAUUAAAUGGCCUCAAGAUUAGAAUUUGUAAAAUGUAGGAGUUUUGAGAUUAAAUUGGACCACAUUAAUACUCACUUCAAUAUAAAAUAUACUAAUGUAAAAGUUUCUAGAGGAUUUGAAAACAGUGUAACAUUAUCGGCACCGAAAAAAUUUAGUCGGAAUAUUCUAGAUUAUCAACUUUAAUGUAUCUUUACACUAAAAAAUAGGGCGCCUCAUUUUAUCCAAACUUUGAUGCUUUCCAUUUUAAUAAAAGUGGCUAAUUAAAGAAAAAAAAUUAUUGUAAUUAUAGACGGAAAUGUUGGUACUUAAUUUGAUGUAUGAAAUUAUAAAUAGAAGUAAAUAAAAAUGCAAUUAAACGAAAGCGCCAGCUUGGAUAAAAGAGAAGUCUUACUGCACAAUAAAUUUUUUUAUUUGAAAGUAAUCGUGUAAAAGGGAUUCUUGACCGAAAUUGUACCUCCCGUAAUUAAGAAAAAAAUAGGUUAAAUCAUCCUGCGCAAAUAAAUCGUAAAACUGCCAUGUUAAUUACACUUUCUGAAAAAUAAAUGUUUACAAUUGAA
This is a messenger RNA of Belonocnema kinseyi, 5494 nucleotides long. Its product is annotated as inositol polyphosphate-4-phosphatase type I A. The transcript is spliced from 18 exons. Gene Ontology annotation, molecular function: phosphatidylinositol-3,4-bisphosphate 4-phosphatase activity. The coding region runs from base 184 to 4161 and encodes 1325 amino acids. The record is from RefSeq and is a predicted model, not a curated record. Gene Ontology annotation, cellular component: cytoplasm. Lineage: Eukaryota; Metazoa; Arthropoda; Insecta; Hymenoptera; Cynipidae.